This is a messenger RNA of Amoebophrya sp. A25, 6267 nucleotides long. The record is from the annotation of a GenBank genome assembly. Lineage: Eukaryota; Dinophyceae; Syndiniales; Amoebophryaceae.
GGAUGGGGCAGCAGGAGAAGGGGCCGAGUCAGUGGGUUCGUUACUUUUCAUGACGAAGAACCCCCCCAGAACUGCUUCGCCUACUCUUAGAAAGGUCGCUUUUUCUAGUCUUAAGCUGACGAUGAGAGUGAGACUACCUAGGGAAGCGGGCUGCCUCUUGAGUUGGUACUGGUUGGGAAAGGGACUUAGUUUGGGUUUUGAGAGUUUGGGUUUUGCGAGUUUGGGUUUUGAGAGUUUGGGCCCUGAGAGUUUGGGCCUUGAAGGCUGAGAGCUGAAAGUUUGGGUGCUGAGAGUUUGUGUUUUGCGACGAGUUUGGGCCCUGAGAGUUUGGGUCCUGAGAGUGUCGGGCUUCAGAGUUUGGGUUUUGAAAGUUUGGGCUUUGAGAAUUUGGGUCCUUGGAGUUUGGAUCCUGAGCGCCUUGGUCUUGAGAGUUUGGGUCUUGAGAGUUUGCGCCCUGAGAAUUUGGGCCUUGAGGUUGAGGGUUUAUUGGGUUCUGAGAGUUUGGGUGCUGAGAGUUUGGGCCUGGGGGUGGGGAGUUUGGGUUUGGAGAGUUUGGGUUUUGAGAGUUUCGGCUUUGAGGGCUUCGGUUUUGAGACUUUCGGCCUUGAGAGUUUGGGUCCUGAGCCUGACGGUUUGGGCCUUGAGGGUCGGCGCCUUGAGACUUUGGCUCUUAAGAGUUUGGGCCUUGAGAGUUUGGGCUUUGAGACUUGGGGUCCUCAGGCUUUGGGCCUUGAGGCUUUGGGCUUUGAGACUGAUAAGUGAACAUGCCAACGCCUAAACCAGGAAGCCCACUGGGCAGUUGGCUUAGUGGCUUAGGCGUUGGCUUGUUCGCUCAUCAAUCAAACUGCCAAGGGACUGCGCAGCUAGCUUAGUGGCCUAGGCGUUGGCCUGUUCACUUAUCAGAGACCUCGGGCCUUGAGCCUUUGGGUUUUCAGAGCUUGGGUCCUGAGGAUUUUGGUUUUUCGUUUUGUAUUCUCAUUUUCCGUGAUUAAUAUACAAUUAGCAUCUUGACCAUAUUUUUAAUGCUAAAGCUAAUGGUGUCUCGUUGUAUUUUCUUGACGUAAAUCAAUCAGUAGCAUUCCUUCAGGAAAAACAUGGCGUGAUGCAUGAUUAGCGAUCAGCUGUGAAGUCGACGCCGAUGCUUACAAAAAGGCCACAGCGACAAACAGUUGCUAGAAGUUAACGACAAUAUAGCUGCUGCAAAAAAGAUUUUCGCUUUACAUUACAACAGGCAAAUUGGAAGCUUGAACGAAGUUCUUCCCUAUAGUAUCAAUUUCGAGUAGUCAUUCUCAUUUGUGAUUCAUUUUUGGCCUACACACUAACACUAGAAUGUUGCUACCUGUAGUACUGCCAUUGUUGUUGCUAAACGCCCUUACCUGCAUGAGUGAAAGGAAGAAUUAUGAGUAGAUCGCUCUUUAUGUUUAAAGAUGUUUUAUCAUUAUCAGGCAUAUACAUUGUUCCCCUUACUCGUCCUCGCAUUACGCAUUUCAUAAUCUUGAUUCUUUUGUGUAAAACCUUCUGAUGAAAUUUGAAACCUCAUAUUUAUACUUUUUAUAGUAUCGUCUUUUUCUCAUUGAAAAAGUUGGUUCGUCCUGUGAUGUGUAAGAAGAAGGUAAGAUGACCAUUCAUUAGAUGGAACUCAUUCAAGUAGACGCCUCUUUAUUUACUGAAACAGAAAUAGAGUAGAAUUCACUAUUACUCUUAGCAGAAAAUAAAAAUGCCAACCUCUUCUUCUUCUUCGUCUGCUGGCGAAGGCACGGGCGCGAGUAGGUCGCUCGCGCGUUUGCAUCGUGAAGCCAAGAAAUUGCUGGCGGACAACUCCUUGGAGACGAACGGUGUGGAAUUCGACGAGCAGAGUAUCAAAGAUAGUGCCAGCGAUGAUACAGCCGCCGCUGGUGAUAUUCGAUGGGUUGCCUACAUUCAGGGCCCGCUGCUGAGUAUCUGGCGUCAUGGCGUGUUUCGUGUGGAUAUCGAAUUUCCGAAAAACUACCCGUUCGAAGCGCCACGAGUAAAGUUUCACGAUCCGAUCUUUCAUCCGAACGUAAAUCCGGACGAUGGAUAUCUUUGCAUGCGAUUCCUGCAGGAUCAGUGGAGUCCCACGUACCGCAUUGACAGCGUGCUGCAAGUGUUGCGAGCCAUGCUGGCGGACCCGAAUUUCUCCGCGAGUGACAUUGGCGUGGAAACCGACAUGGGUCGCUUGAUGGAGCAGGAGGAUAAAGCACGCGGAAGUGGCAACCUUCCCGCAAAGCUCUUUCACUACACAAACAGCCAGGCGAUCGAAUUAAUCCGCGCAUCUCAGCUGCUCAAAGCGAGCGCGUCGGGGGCGCGUGGUCCUGGUGUGUACACCACUUGUUUGCCCCCGACUCUGGUAACCCAGGAGCAAGUGGUCAGUAACACUUCGUGCAAGGGCGCGGACUGGGUGAUCGAGCUCGACGUACCGGCUCUGCAAGGGGAGGGCUUUGCCGUAAACAAGUGCAACCAGGGCUACUCCAUCAAAGGCGCAGACCAUUACCUGGUGACGAAAGGACUCAAAGUUAGUUCAACCCACGGCGGUCUUGCACAGGCAAGCUAUAACUCAGUAGGCGCAGGAUGGGGAUCUGGAGCAUCUUGCAGCGAUAUUCAGUUGACGCUUCGGAACAGCGUAAUCCUCACGUUCGAACAGGCGAAGAGCUGCACCCCGAAUAUGAAAGCUGCCACACUGUUUCAGCGAACCGAAUACGGAACGCAGAGACCGAAAAGUGCCAAGCAAGCGCAGCAAGACUGGGCCGUCUACAAGGCUGGUGUUGAGCGCAGCAUCGAGCUGUACGGAGGGCACCGUAGCACAGCUGCCCGACAAGUGAUCUCACUCGGCGAUAGGGACUCUGAUUUCGAUAACAUUACAGCAGAUGUGGCUAAGUUCAAAAAGAAUUUUCCUGACUUCGGCAAGAAUGCAGGUGGCCAACAGGUCUCGAGCUCAACUUCUACUGCUGGUUCGGGACUCCUUGCCAAGAAUGCUUUUAAAAAGUUCCGUUUUCCGUGGGGACAAGGAAGUUCUCAGCAAGCCCCAGGCGCAUCAUCCUCAUCAAGCGCCGUAGGUGGCACGAAUCCACCACAUCAACAUCUAGCUGGCACCGCAAAUGUCAAUCCUUCUGCGGAGUUUUGGGACCACGUGUUAUAUCAAGACGGCGCUUUGGGUUUGCCGCACGACCUCGAGAAGGACGACUGGAAGCUGAGCGACGUGGCGGAAUUGGGAAGCAAUGUUAUAAAAGCUAGUGCACCAAGACCAAGACCAAGACCAACAGCAAAAGCAAAUGCAAAUGGAGUGGCAACCGCGUCGGGUUCUUCGUCCUCUGGAGCAGACGAGGCCGAUAAGAAUAACAACAACAACAACAACAACAACGACGACGACGACGACUCAGAAAGUAGAAGUUGUGACCACACAUUCACAUGUGCGAUUUGCUUCGAACCCCUCGACUUCGAUGAAGAUGGGAAUCCUCCGAAGGCGGAUAGCAUCGCCACACUGAAGGGCUGCAAGCAUGUGUUCCACAGAACGUGCAUUGAGGAGUGGUUUAAGCAAGGCAAGCUGGCAUGCCCCAUUUGUAAGCAUGCAGUCACGGGAAAGGUCAUCGGCAAGGGCCCUCGCAAGGGAACAAUGAGUUGGUGUGCAAGUCGCACGCCAUGUGCUGGCUGCACAGACAUCGGGGGAUGCGAUGACCCUUGGUAGAAUCUUCUACUUAAGCAAAAAAUCGUUUCUGGCCUCUAGUUGACACCGCUCGUUAAAGAAUAUAAGUACAUGGUUACACUUUUAGCAGUUGGCUCUAAGCGACAGUGGUCUCUUACAAGCACAACUUCGGCACUGAAUAAGUAGAAAAACUAACAGUAAUAGAUCGAUCCAUUGAUUUUGAUAUGAGUGAUAUGUUCAUUCUGCUGCUUAACGCAUCUUCUCCGUAUCGCAGCAUAUUAAGUAAUGCAGAUCGAUGAUCUUCAUUUAUCCGAUGCUAUCUCAGGUGUUCCCCACGACACGGCAAGCAUGGGAAGAACAACAAGUCGAAACGUGCUUUUAGCUACUAUCAAAGCAUCGCGGUGACAUUCGAUUUUCCUGCUUCCAAAACAGACGACCAACAACCGCAGCGCUACGACUCGCGCUCGGAAACUGCAUGGCUUCCGUACAAUGCCGAGGGGCUCACGUUGUUGGAACUGUUCAAAGUCGCUUUCCGUCGGCGAACAAUGUUCGGGAUCGGAACCCGUUUAACGCUGCAGACGUUCGCGCCGACGUUCAACAUCCACAUCAAAACGAGGCCCACAGGCGGGGCCACGUCCCACGCGUAUCCGGACCCCGCUUAUUUCGACAACGCGCUGGGAGAGUUGGAGACAAAUGGUAUUGACGUGCUCGACCUCCCGCAGGCCUGGCUCGCUUGGUUCCCACAGACGCCUUUUGGAAAACCGCUAAUUCAGAAAGCUCGCGUUCGCAGAGGACUGGCCGUCGACAAAGCUGCGGAGAAGAAGGACGCCUCAUCUUCUGCAGUACCUAAAAGCCUUGCUCCGUCUUCGACGUCCUCUUCAUCUUCAUCUGCUACUGGCAGUAAGACGGGGAAUGCAGGCAGAAAAAAUCGCGAAGCAAUAUCUCCAGCGCCAGGUGGAUACAGUACAUAUUCAGCGUCUCAUAAUCUGGGUGCAUCUUCAUCAAUGGCGCGAGCCGCUCCUGGGGGUCCAUUUUGUACCAGUGCGUCAACCUUUUUCCCAGGCACAAACUAUUCGUCUGCGGGGACGGGAGGAACCUUGCAAACUCAGUCACCUCGAAAAGCUUCUACUGGAGGUGCUGACCCCUCAGCCUCAUCCUCCUCGGUUGGAGGAGCAGCGACGGCCGCGCCAUCGAGUAGCGCUUUAGCUCCCCCGUCCACAUCUAACGCCGGGCUUGGCGUGAACAGCAAGCGAGCUCCUGUAUCUCCAACUCCAAUAGAAGAUGGUAGCUCGGUAGGCUCCCCUUCUUCUCAAGCAUCUAACGCGCCUGUUGGUAAUUAUACGUCGGUCUUGACUGCUGGUAGGACUUUUGCUGGUACAGCAUCUGCGACGUCACAACAGAAUCAUCAGCAUCCUGCAACGAAGCGGCGUAGAAGCAACGACAGAGGCCUACCCGUUUCUCUCAGUACGACAGGCGGCCAAACAGGGUCGCUUCCCGCUUCUCCUGCUUUCGGUGCAGCGUCGAGUUCGACUGGUGCGUAUGGUCCUUUGGCUUCAUCAGCGUCAUACUCAACCUCUCAUCAAUUAAAUGCUGUUGCUGCAGUAGAUGGAGGAGGCUUAGCCGCUUCAUUGGGAGGACCUACAAUUAGUUCAACAGGCGCACAUCAAGGAGCUUUUAAUCCGCCCACUAGAACAGCUUCGACAAAUGUGAGCGCACCGGCAGCUGGAGGAGCUGCGAACACCAAAGCUCGCGAUGUCGCUGACGUGACACGGUUGUCAAUAUCCGACGCGGAACUCCUCCUUAAAUACAAUAACAACGACGUGCAGCAGGCGCUUCAAGACUAUUUCGGCGACCAGAGGGUAAUUCAAUCGUAUAAACUCAUGGACCAGAUGGACGUGGAUGAUCAAUAGUGAAGUAGACAGCCCGAGCCCGUUCUUAUACAUAGAAAUAGUCUAACUAGUACGCUCAUUCUUCUUGUAUGUGUACCUAGUACUACAUUUUGAUUAAGUAUACUGUCCGAGACCAUGUCCAUCUUCAAUCUUUUUAUCGAAGCCCGCUCUUGAGUUUUCGCCCUGCGAAUUUCCCGUUCUUCUUGUAUCCUCGAGUUAUUCCAACGAAAAGGCUCUAGAUCUACUGUUUGUACUGUUCAUUCUUCUAACGAGCACCAUCGUUCUUGCUCAUUCCUCUUAUAUCAACAAGCAUAUUUUUGGAUUUUAUUUUUCUUCAUGAGCAUAACCUGAACCGAAUAGAAGUAACAUAGGUACUCGCAAGGCCUGUUUCACUCCAUUUAAUCAACUCCUUCCUACGAAGAUAGCGCGUUCAUAUUUUUCUAUGUUGAAUUCCUAGCCCUACAUACAUAGGACGAGGAAAAGACCAAUACUCGCAACUGCAGUCGCCACAUUAUUUAUGUUAUAAUAUAAUACAUUAGACUUACUCUUACAAUUAUUUUUUGGCACAAGAAAUGAAAAUGGCGGUCGAUUUGUUCUCCUGUUCCGCCGACUAUUAAAGAUCAGGAACUGUUUCGUCAUGUGAAGAGUGUUCUUCUUCCUGUCCAGGUUUCCUGAUGUUUAUAAAAUAUAUUAAAGAAGAGUAGAAGAAGAAGAGCG